Molecule: messenger RNA, 1994 nt
Organism: Synchiropus splendidus (mandarinfish)
Lineage: Eukaryota; Metazoa; Chordata; Actinopteri; Syngnathiformes; Callionymidae
Product: gap junction alpha-3 protein-like
Exons: 4
Coding region: 198-1577 (459 amino acids)
Biological process (GO): cell communication
Cellular component (GO): connexin complex
Source: RefSeq, a predicted model, not a curated record
CGCAGCCUUCACGAGACACUUUGACAGCAGGCGCGACUUCCCAGACUUUCCUCGCGACUGGGUGAUUCACUCCUCCCCCUCCUGACCCGUGGACUCCCCCCUCUCCACCUGUGGGCACCCAAGUCAGAGAAGAAGGAGGACAGAGAGCGGGAGACGAAACGCCGCCGCCCGGAGACGGCCAGAACAUCAAGAGAAGCAUGGGUGACUGGAGCUUUCUAGGGCGGCUGCUGGAGAAUGCUCAGGAACACUCUACCGUCAUUGGAAAGGUUUGGCUGACCGUGCUCUUCAUCUUCAGGAUUCUGGUUCUGGGUGCGGCAGCAGAAGAAGUGUGGGGUGAUGAGCAGUCAGACUUCACCUGCAACACACAACAGCCCGGUUGCGAGAAUGUGUGCUAUGACGAGGCAUUUCCCAUCUCCCACAUUCGCUUUUGGGUGCUCCAGAUCAUCUUCGUUUCCACACCAACUCUUAUCUAUCUGGGUCAUGUCCUGCACAUCGUACGCAUGGAGGAGAAGCGGCGGGAGCGGGAGGAAGAGCACCGGAAGGCUGGUCGUCACCGGGUGAACCACGAUCCUUUGUAUCACAAGGGAGUGGAUAACGGAGGCGUAGUGAAGAAAGAGAAACCUCCGAUUCGUGAUGAGCAUGGGAAGAUACGCAUCAGAGGCGCCUUACUUCGGACCUACAUCUUCAACAUCAUCUUUAAGACCUUGUUUGAGGUGGGCUUCAUCCUAGGACAGUACUUCCUUUAUGGAUUCCAACUGAGGCCUCUGUACAAAUGCCGCCGCUGGCCAUGCCCUAACACAGUGGACUGCUUCAUCUCCAGGCCAACUGAAAAGACCAUCUUUAUCAUCUUCAUGUUGCUGGUUGCCUGCAUUUCUCUGGUUCUCAAUCUGCUUGAGAUCUACCACCUGGGCUGGAAAAAGCUGAAGCAGGGGGUGACCAAUGAGUUUGUGCCAACCAACGAGGCCUUGAUGAAGAUCGAGGAGCUGCCGGGAGACGCCGAGACAAUCCCCGAGCAAACGUCCCCAUCGGUUCUAGACAAUAUGCCGGUAUAUGCCAGCGUGAGUCUUAUAGAAGAUGGCGCAGCAGAUGCUGGUGGAUAUAGUCAAACUGAGGCCUCCCUCAGGGAGAACAGGUCAACGCCCCCCGAGACUACGUCCAUGCAGGCUGACGACGUCUUGUUACACGAGUCUGUGUGUGACGACACGAGCAGCAGGCCUCUCACCGAAGAGGAGCAGAACAGGAGCAACACAGAGUUGGAGCUCAACAAUGCUGAGGAAAUCAAACGCUCCUCAUCCCCUCUUCCAUCGCUGCCUGUCUCAGAAUCCUCCUCUUCAACACCUUCUUUAGAGGAUCCAAUGUCCUCUUUUCCCACCCUACCCCGCAAUACCCCUCUCUACCCCCCCACAACAAAGGAGGCCACUGUCAAAGACAGGAACACCUCACCGCAGAUGCUCCCUCUUGAUGACUUCACUGUGGUCACCAAAGCAGAGAUGCAUCCGCCUCCAGAUGUGCCAAAGCCCAGGCGUCUCAGCAGGAGCAGCGGGGUCCGGGAGCGUCCGGAUGACCUGGCAGUGUAGUUCACUCAAACUCGCGUGUCAACAGAACCAUGUAUACAAGCUGUUUACAUGUGCACUCCAGCAGAACCCAAACAUGCCCUCUGUCAACAAGAACGGCUCAGAACUCGGGGGGAGGGGGGACCCAAUGUCUGUAACAGUGCCUUUCCAAAAUGCCUUAUUUUUCCAAACAAAUGACCUUAAAACCCAUUCUGCAUUGCUACAUUUUAAAUAUUUCAUCAAACCCCAAAAAUGAAUUCCAAGAAAAACCCAAUCAUGGAUUAAAUACAAAGUCCCAUCCAACCGUUGUAGAAGACCUUCCACUGAAUCCAAGUGACAGUCCAAAAAACAGCUGAAUGCUGAAUAGGAUGAUUCAAACGGACAAUAGUAGGUCAUUUGACUUUGUUUUAUUGCUUAUUGCCAUGGUUUAUGCCACGCAAA